CUCCCGGCAUGCCUUGCGCUGUGACGUACGACGAUAACAAAAUAAAGCCAACAUGGCGGCCACCGCGGACAAAGACGAAGACCGUGGAAGUUCAAGUUCCAGCGGCAGUGGCAGCCGAUCUAGCUGGUAUAUGGUCCAGGACUCUUCUUCAGCUGUUAUUGAUAUCAACGACUCUGAUGACUUUCCUUCAGAAGCCAAUGGAGCUGAAAGCCCUUCUGGUGGUAGCCCGAGAAGACAGGGUUUAUCUGAGAAGGAGUUCAUGGAGAGAAUCCAGGAGCGGAUGGCCCAAGAAGUCAGUGGUUAUGUUUGGCAAGCUGGCAAGCAGUCUGCCAAACGAGCAUUUGACUUGUAUGCCAAUAUUGACAUUUUGAGACCAUACUUUGAUGUUGAACCUACUGAGGUCCGGAGCAGGCUUUUCCACUCACUUAUACCACAGCUUCCAUCUACAGCUUCACCUCAGACAGUUGUUGGUGAGUUGUAUGGUCCAAUGAUGCUGGUAUUCACACUCAUCGCUGUGUUGCUCUUUGGAAUGAAAACAUCUGGACAUACAGUGCAAGAAGGGACACUAAUGGGUACAGCGUUCGGUCUAUGUUUUGGUUAUUGGCUUGGUGGCUCUGCAUUCUGUUACUGUGUUGCAUACUUCUGCAACACACACCUGACAUUUCUCCAGAUAUGCUCGCUGACAGGGUAUGCAAUGUUUGGCCAAGUGGUGUGCCUGUUCUUCACAACAGUUGGAUACCAUCACUCCCAUUCAUUUUUUUACAUGCUGUGGUUAAUUUUUGGUGGUUUGUCUGCACUGAAGCUGGUUAGUGUGUAUACCAGUAGAACAUGGAAUCGUCGCCAGGGAUUGAUUGCUGGAUGCAUAGUAGCAUCACUGCAUUUGCUCUUCCUUCUCUACCUUCACUUUGCCUUCCAUGGGGUGUAUGAGGAUACUGUAGAUCACCAUCAGGUUUUAGCCAGGCAUAACAGAGAGACAAUAUUAACCACCAUGGACCAGCUACUUCCGACAGCUGAAUCUUUUGCCAGAACAUUCCAGAAACUACCAUUAAAAUUGGAUCCAGCACGAUCUCUCCGAGUUGCAAGGAGUAUCAACUCAACAUUGAUAGUCACUCAGGCAUUUGCAAUGUGAGCAAUACAGAAGUCACAAAGAUAUGAUUAUUUGAGGCUAUAGACAACCUAGAUGGUUUGCUUGGGUGUGAUCGAAAGAAGGAAAAAUCAACACAUUGCAACAAUUUUUAACCCUUUAUAUUAGCAAAGAAUGAAGAAAGACAUUUAGCUCUUUAUUCAGAGUAAAAAAAAACUCUUCGAACCAGUGCCGAUUUAUUCACCUGCAUUCUAAUUUUCAGUGGUGGGGGGUAGAGAAGGGGAAAGGGAUUUGAAAACUGUUUAGUUAGGUCUAUAGAUAGCAGCCUUGUUGUUAGCCCAAUUUAGUUACUUGUAGCUAACAGUAUGAAAAUAGGAGCUAUUGGUGUUAUGGCUCGGUCCACAAAUAUAUUUUAUUUUAAAAUCAUAGAAAAAAGUAAGACAUUAGAACUAAAGAACAAUAGACUGUCUUGUGUUUCUAGCUAUGUGGUUUUAUGUACUUAAUAAUAUUCGGAUUUUAAGUAGUUUGUUUCGCUAAUUCUGAUUUAUUUUAUUGUUACGAAAACCAUAGGAGCUUCAGAAAGAUCUGAGUAAUUGCUAGAAAUUUGUGUAUAUGGGGGGCUUUCCUGGAUUUCAUUGAAUUGUAUGUCUUAAAUGGAUUCAAACAAUACGGUUACAAAUAAAGCAGAUAAAUUAC
This is a messenger RNA of Nematostella vectensis (starlet sea anemone), 1780 nucleotides long. Its product is annotated as protein YIPF3. Gene Ontology annotation, cellular component: Golgi apparatus. The coding region runs from base 53 to 1129 and encodes 358 amino acids. NCBI's taxonomy places the organism in Eukaryota, Metazoa, Cnidaria, Anthozoa, Actiniaria, Edwardsiidae. The transcript is spliced from 11 exons. The record is from RefSeq and is a predicted model, not a curated record.